Danio aesculapii is the source of this 8777-nucleotide messenger RNA. It is a transcript of the gene jag2a, whose product is annotated as jagged canonical Notch ligand 2a. The transcript has 26 exons. NCBI's taxonomy places the organism in Eukaryota, Metazoa, Chordata, Actinopteri, Cypriniformes, Danionidae. Gene Ontology annotation, biological process: establishment or maintenance of epithelial cell apical/basal polarity; multicellular organism development; Notch signaling pathway. Gene Ontology annotation, molecular function: calcium ion binding; Notch binding. Gene Ontology annotation, cellular component: protein-containing complex; plasma membrane. The coding region runs from base 172 to 3861 and encodes 1229 amino acids. The record is from RefSeq and is a predicted model, not a curated record.
AGUGAGAGCAGCGCGCUGGAGGAGUGAGUGGAUGUAUGAGUGUGACUUUCAUCUCAUCUUCUAGAGGUCUUGCGGAGAAACGAACCCCUUUGAAUGGCUGGAUUUUUGUGGAUAAUAUUGCAUACGUGUGUUUUCUUUUUUUAACCAUGCCGUAUUAACUUCAUAGGAGUCAUGCAUAACUAUUUUGGAGCUUGUUUCUCUAUAGUGUUCCUAAUUUUAACGUUUUGGACUGAGGUAUGCCAGUCGUCGGGUUAUUUGGAGCUUCAGUUGAUCAGCGUGGAGAAUGACAGGGCUGAGCUCGCGAAUGGAAACUGCUGUGACGGCGCACGAGACGGACUGUGCGACCAGGACCAAUGCGACACCUACUUGAAAGUGUGUCUAAAGGAAUACCAGGUGGAGGUCACCACAUCUGGCUUUUGUACGUACGGCACUGGAAGCUCGAGCGUGAUCGGGGGGAAUACGUUUCAGUUGAAAGGAUUCAAUGGAAACCCAAACAAGGUCAAUGACCUCGGGACCGUUAUCAUCCCGUUUCAAUUCGCCUGGCCGAGAGCGUAUACUCUCAUCGUGGAGGCUUGGGACUGGGACAACCAAACAAUUACAGAGAGUAGUGAUGAUCAGUUGAUCGAGAGGAGUGUGAAUCGUGGAGAGAUAAACCCUGGUGAAAAGCGACAGGUCAUUCAGCACAAAGGCCGAACAGCCAGCAUCCAGUACAGUGUUCGUGUGCGCUGCGACCGGCAUUAUUACGGCAACAAAUGCAACAAACAGUGUCGGCCCCGAGACGAUUACUUUGGUCAUUACACGUGUGAUCAGUCUGGCAAUCAGCAGUGCAUGGAGGGAUGGACAGGGCAAGACUGCAAGCAAGCUAUCUGUAAGCAAGGCUGCAGUGAGCUUCAUGGAAGCUGUGAAACACCAGGAGACUGUGUGUGUAAGUACGGAUGGCAGGGCCCAUUAUGUGAUGAGUGUUUGCCGUAUCCAGGUUGUAAACAUGGGACCUGUGUGAAACCCUGGACAUGCACCUGUGAGAAAAAUUGGGGUGGACUUCUGUGUGACAAAGAUCUGAAUUACUGUGGCACACACAGUCCAUGUGUAAAUGGAGGCACGUGUUUGAAUACAGAGCCGGAUGAAUAUUUCUGCUUGUGCCCUGAGGGCUAUUCUGGUGAAAACUGUCAUAUCCCCAAGCAUGCGUGCAUGUCAAACCCUUGUGCAAAUGGUGGGACGUGUCAUGAGCUGGCAUCAGGAUUUGAAUGCCAGUGUCCCCCAGGGUGGGACGGCCCAACUUGUGCUAAAGACAAAGAUGAGUGUGCGUCAAACCCGUGCUCUUAUGGAGGGACGUGCAUUGAUCUGGAGAAUGGCUUUGAAUGUUUAUGCCUCCCACAGUGGACUGGCAAGACUUGUCAGAUAGAUGUGAAUGAGUGUACGAGGAGGGCUUGUCUAAACGCUUAUGCUUGUAAAAAUCUAAUUGGUGGAUAUCAUUGCAACUGCUACCCGGGCUGGGCGGGACCGAACUGUAAUAUCAAUAUCAACAGCUGUUAUGGUCAGUGUCAGAAUGGAGGAACCUGUCAGGAUGGUCGUCAUGGUUAUGUGUGCCAGUGCCAGCCGGGCUUCAUGGGAAGACACUGUGAAGUGCAGCAGAGCAGGUGUGCCAGCUCCCCAUGCCAAAAUGGUGGACGGUGCCAUUCGCUAGCCACAGGCUAUGAGUGCGAGUGCCUGUAUGGAUACACCGGAAACAACUGUGAGGUGCAGGUGGAUCUGUGCAAACCAAACCCAUGUCAAAAAAAAGCGCAGUGCCACUCUUUACAGGGAGACUUUUACUGCGCCUGUGCUGAUGAAUACGAGGGGAAGACAUGUAGUCAGCUACGAGACCACUGCAAGACCAGCACGUGCCAUGUGAUCGACAGCUGUACUACUGCUAUUACAACCAAUGGCACAGAGAUGGCGGUGAGGUACAUCUUAUCAAAUGUGUGUGGUCCUCACGGCCGCUGCAUCAGCCAGUCUGGAGGAAACUUCACCUGCGCCUGCCAACCCGGAUUCUCUGGGACGUACUGUCAUGAGAAUAUAAACGACUGCGAAUCGUCUCCUUGUCACAGUGGAGGAACGUGCAUUGAUGACAUUGACUCUUUCCGCUGUGUCUGUCCUGAUGGAUUUGAUGGGCAACUCUGUGAGCUGGAGGUGAAUGAAUGUAGCAGUGAUCCGUGUCUAAAUGGAGGUCACUGUAUUGACCUGCUGAAUGAUUUCUACUGCCGCUGCACUGAUAAUUGGAAAGGAAAGACCUGUAACUCACGGGAAAAUCAGUGUGAUUCCAGUACGUGUGCUAAUGGAGGAACGUGCCACGAUCGUGGAGAAUCGUUCCGAUGUUUGUGUCCCUCUGGUUGGGGUGGCAGUACCUGCAACACAGCCAUGAACAGCUCAUGUGAGUCUGGCCCGUGUCUAAAUGGGGGCACUUGUAUCGGCUCAGGCAGCGUCUUCAAAUGCAUCUGUAAGGAUGGAUGGGAGGGGCCUACUUGUGCUCAAAAUGUUGACGACUGCAACCCUCAUCCAUGUUAUAACGGAGGACAGUGUGUGGAUGGGGUCAACUGGUUUCGCUGUGAAUGCGCGCCUGGGUUUGCAGGUCCUGACUGUCGCAUCAACAUAGAUGAAUGUCAGUCGUCUCCUUGUUCUUAUGGAGCCACAUGUGUAGAUGAGAUUAAUGGAUAUCGCUGUCUGUGCCCCAUGGGACGAGCUGGACCUCGCUGCCAGGACUUUAUCGGUGUUGGAAAGGCAUGUGAUCGCUCAGGAUUGCAGGUUCAUCAUGGUGGACGCUGGGAGGAUGGAUGCAACAGCUGUCAGUGCAUGAAUGGAAACAUCAAGUGCACUAAAGUCCAUUGUGGCCAUCAGUCCUGCUUGUUGCAGUCAGAUUCUGGUGUGCCACAGCGCCCCCUGUGUCCACCAGGUCAGGAGUGCAUCGAGCAUCAUUUCCUCUCUUGUCUUCGUCCACCCUGUGAUCAGCUGGGAAUGUGCUCCACAACGCGUCUACAACCUAUCAGCACUCGCUGUCUGCCCAACAACGGCUACCUAGAUGUCAACUGUGCCCGUGUCACACUUGUAUUUGACUCUGAGAGUGUACCACAGGGCACUACUGCUGAAGGAGUCUGCGCAGAGCUGACUUAUCUGCCAAUCACGCGAACCCUGGCCAAAGACCACGCCCUUUUCCUUCUUUGUGACCAAUCACCUUCAGGCCACAAUGCUGUGGAGGUUGCUAUGUCUUUUGAGCAAAACAACUUUGUUGAUGGACGCACUCAGAUUCAUGAUGUUGUCCGCUCCAUCAUUGAUGUCCUGUCUAAACCUCACAAUAGCACGUUACUGUUGGCUGUAAGAGAGGUCAGAGUGGACACCCAGGACCCACACCCCCAAGUCGGUUACCUAAUCCCAUUGCUGUGUGUGCUGUUUGUGGUAUUGUGGAUCUCGUGUAUCAUCGUGUGCGUGUGGUGGUUCCGGAGACGGAGGGAAGCCAGACAAAGAGAGGACACUCAGAUGGAGGAGAGCAUUAACAACCAGCGCGGGACACUACUGAGUGCUCGCACGGCUCACAAAGACAACACAGACCCGCUGCAGGAGAACAAGAACCUGCUUUACCCUCUGGAUCGGGUUGGAGAUGGAGCCGAGCGAGAGGAAGAGGAGGAAGAGGGAGAAGAGGAGAGCAACAGAGGGCUGGUUCUGCAUAAGUGCUCAUCCCUCGCAUACUCUAAAGGGGACGCAGUGUACGUGAUUCACACUUCAGCCCAAAAUCAGCAACACAGGACACACUACAGCGAUAAAGACAACCGCUGCAAGAACAAUGUGAAUGAGAGCUUGAGCGAGCACACAAAAGAUCAUUACGUAUGAAAGAGCCAGAAAAACUGGAGAAUUGUACAAGUAUUUUUUUGCUGUCUAAUCCGAAUGGCCUGGGCUUGUGCGACUGUUUUUUUUCCAUCACCAAAAUGGAUUCGUCUCACAAAGAACUGUUUUUAAAAUCAUUUUCUUUUGUUUACACUUGCACUCACUUUCCUUAAAAAGAAGGUAACUCAAGGCUGAACUUAGAGAUUAUGUCUGUGAACUGUGGCGAGGCCUUUGACCCUUGGGGGCUGAGGAGGAAUCAGCGAUAGGCAGCUUUAAAGUGUUUUUGAUUAUGUCCAGACCUGCCCAAAAUCAAGUGUUAGGUGCUGUUCAAUCUUCCAGAGGUAUAAUAUACACAAGUGCCUCACUGAACAUUUGCAGCAGCGCUUAAACAUUUUAUAUACAUUUCUCAUGAUGAUGUUGGGUUUUAUUGUUGUUGGCAUAAUGCUAUAGAUACCCCUUUUCCACCGAUGCAGGCCCAGUGGUGGUUCAUAGCCAGAGCCUGUAGCUCCAAAUCAACACUCAAAGCUUCAGCUCUGGACCAGGAAAAGUAGCAUUAAACAAUGCUGGGAUAGAGGAAAGAAGGGUGGGGUUACCAUGACCCAAGGGUGUAGAAUUGGCAUGGACAGAGGGGGCGUGUCCCCACCAAUUACUGAAAUGUCCCUACCAAUAGUUUAAUCGACUUCAAAAUAAAGUAAUGCUCCGUCAACUCUUAACCUACGCGUGUACGAAGACAAGUUCGCUACUAGUUCACCGUAAUACUAUUAAUCAAGGCGGUGCAAUUAAUUAAAAUUCAGUUUUGAUUUUGGCCUCCAUUAUGAAAAACAAUAAUCGGGAUAAAACAGUAAAUUGUGUCUAAAUUUCUCUACAUUCAUACCCCUUCAAAGCCAGACUGCAGUAAAAUCAUGUAAAUGGACAUUUGUAGCAUGGGACGUGAUUGUUAUUUGUAUUAUUAAGUGUUUAUUUUAUAUUAUUAAGUACUUUAAUCAUGUUUUUAAAAGCGCAAAACAGAAUUUGUACUGUUCAAUGCAUGCACUCCAGGGAUGUAUGUCCCCACUAGUGUCAAGAGCGAAUCUACGCCCUUCCCGUGACCAAUGAGAUGAACAAUGUUUUGAGCGCCUUAUUUAAAAUAGCUAUUAAACGUAAUGCUGAACACGUUAUUACUUCUAAUCUCUGCCUAUUCAAAUUACGGAAGGCUGCAUGAACAUGUUAUUAGAGCUCGUAAUCACUGUCUAUACGAACUACGACAUGCUACAUGAACAUGUUGGAUUACUCUGUAUGAAAUGGAUGCCACAGAUUCGCAAAGUAUUUUAAAUUAAUAGUAGCGAUAUUAUUCUUUUUGCCGAAGCUUUGGAGUGUGUGUCGAGGAAUCUUGAAAGCUUUCAGUGAAUUGUAUAUCGAGGCUUGUACCAGUUUAGAACAAUGACGUCAUUGAUGAUGUCUGAAGCAGCGUUUUUGCUCGACCGAUUCCGAAAUCUGUUCAAAUAUCGAUGCGACCAUUGGGUGCGACAUCCUCUACUGAGUUACUCAAGCACAUCCCAUGAGUUACACCCAGCUGUUCACCAGUUUUAGAAUAAUACUAUUGCCAACACCCACCACCCCUCCCCAGAUGCACUUUAUUUACAGAAAUAGGUCUCGCUUAUUUCAAGCCAAUAAAUUUAUUAUACAGUAAUGUUAUAGAAUAGUUUUGUAGCACAAGACAACAUACAUUAUAUACAUAUAAAUAGAUUUAUCUAUGUGGAAAUAGAUAUUUCUGUAUUGUUAUUUAAGACUUAACUGGCGCAAACUACAGUGUAUCACAUCAGGUCUUCAGUAAUGGCUUGUUUUAGUCUAUUUGGCCAUCAGGUGGUAUUGUAAGCAAACAAAAUCCUCAAGAAAUGAACUCUUUUGUGAACUUCAAUGCUUCAGAAGACUUCAUCUCACCAACACCAAUUAAUAGCAACGAAACACUGAAGCUGCGAUUGUAUUUGGCACUUCCACAUUUGUGUUGCUGGAAAAGAUGGACGAACAUAUGCACUGAUGUCAGACUUGGAUCUACGGUGGCUCUCUAGCCUGUGGAAAAGCAAAGCAGUUCUUAGUCGGCUUGCCAGAUGAACCAGCAAUGGCACUGGCUCCAAACUAGCACCUGGUUCAUGUUGAUGGAAAAGGGGUAUUAGAGGGCUGGUUCAUCUACUUAGAGAAAAAAUUCUGUCAGCAUUUACUCAACCUCAUGUCAUUCCAAACCUACAUGACUUUAUUCCAUCUGUGUGACACAAAAGUUUUAUGAGUGUGGAUAGUCACUCUUGUUCAAGCUUCUAAAAGCACCACAUUGAAAGAGUUACAUAAAAUUGGUCCAAACAAUUUGUUUAACUCCAAAGACUUACUAAAUGGUAACUAAAAUGGGCAACAAAAGCACAAAUACUUUGCUUUACGCAUACAUACGGGCUUCAUAUAGUUUCACUCAAAAUUCAUCACCAGGAUAGCAUGUGCGUACUGUACACGGCUACCUGAUUUCAGUAGAUGUGCAUACUCUUGUUUUAAAUGAGUAUAAAGUUACUCUUAUUGCACAGAACUUUUGGAGAGAAAAAAUGCAGACAAAAGACAAGGAUGAUUCAACAGUGUUUGAGCAUACUGUCAUCUGGAGUAAAAAAAUAUAUAUAUAUUUGUACAUAUUUUUGCAAAUAACAGUAAAUUAUCGAUCUCAAACAGUAGCAAAACCACACCACAUGAUUCAUUUAACUAUUUAAUAUCUGAAAGAUAAACUUCUACAAAUGCAAAUGCAAUAACAACUCCGAAAGUAACUGCAUCAGGUUCCAUAUGUAUGUUCAUUGGUCAUUUUUCAGCCUUCAGUGAAUACUGACUAGUUUUGAACAAAAAAAAAAAGGUUUGAACUGGCACAAGCUCUUAGCAGCCAACUGAUAGCUGCAAUGACGUUGAGUAAAUUAUGAAAGAAUUGUUAUUUUUGGGUGAACUCUCUUCUUUAGACUGUUAGGAUACAAGGUUUACUUUCACUUUCACCUUCUUUGGGAAUUGGUACUCAUAGUCCAAACAGCAAGAGUAUUCUGACUGAUUCACUAACUCAAAAAGCUCUUUAGAAGUCAGACUUUACUUUUCUUUUCUGUGACAGCCAUAUAAAUACAACAGUUAUAAUGUAAAGAAUCACUAAAUGCAUCAUUGUGUUGUUUUUGGCCACACAAUAGAGGACAAUGAUAAUACUUCUUCGAUCACUGACAGAUAAUUCUUUAAAAUGAUAAAAAAUAUGCAUAUGUACAUAUGUAAAUAAUGAAAAGACAUAGCUGUGUAUAUUUGAGUUUAGUAAGUUAUGUGACAGCAUUUUACCAUUGUCAUUCUUAGAAUCACUGCUUAUUCUCUCUUUCAGUCGCUCUUUUUUUAAACAGUGUCAUUCCUUUUAUUUAUGUUCAGAAAAUGUUUUAUAUAUAAAUAUGUAAAAUGGCCACAGGUAGUCUAUUUGUGGGGACUCUGUAAGAAAUGCUCAAACAUUAGAUGAUCUGACUUCAUGAUAAAAUAGAUGAUCUGUGCUGUUGACUUUACUAAUGAAUGUUGACUAGGGGUUGACCAUGCUGAAGGUAAAAGACAAACAACAAAUGUUUUGCCACUGAUCAAACGGUGCCUUCCUCUGAAGGUCUACAUUACAAUGGAGAAAGGCUGAAAGAUUAUGACAGAAUAUAUGUUGUGUGUUUAAAGUUUAACACCUGCAUUUUCAAGCCAAUGUCAAUCAUGAUCUACACUCAAACAAAUAUGUUUGCCGUUUGUUCAAACUACUUAUUUAAAAUGAGCUGAAACAACACAAUUACUAAGGUUUUUUGGGGGACAACUUAAUUGAUUUAAGUUAAAUCCACUUAAACAUGUAAAAAAUAUAUCUUCACGUUGUCCCAACACAAAUCCAUUGUGUGGAGCCCAGCAUUUUUACAGUGUAAUUAAUAGACAGUCAGACAUUCAGAAAAUGUUUUAUUUUUAAUGUUUUCAUAACAUCACCGCUUGGUAUUAUUCUAUAAAUUCAAAAUCAACCAAAACAGACCAGAGUCUUUUCAUGAAAGCACUCAAGUUCUAUAGGAGUAUUGAGUUAUUGGAUUUGAUGUUUUAAAAUGGUAUUAUAUUAGUGGGGUUGGGCCGAUAAACGAUAUUAUAUCGAUUAUCGUAAUAAAAUUUGUGUCAAUAACCUUGAUAAGCUCUGGAUUUUUUUUACUCUAUAUUGAUCUUCGAGCCAAUUACAGAAAUGUGCAACAAUGGGAAUCUAAUAGUGUGUUCAUACAAAAUUUCAGCCACUGAAAAUUUAUUGACCGAAAAUAUGUUAUGCCAUUUAAUGGACCCUCUCAAUUUUGUGGCUUCAGUCAUUGUUAGGGUACUGUUUUAAAACUGUAAGCAUUAACAACUCAUAUUGAAAAAUAUAUUGUUAUCGUUCAAUAUGGAAAAUAAUUAUUGAGAUAGCAUUUUUCGCCCAGCCCUAGUAUGAUGCUAUUUUACAAAAGAACACUAUAAGAACACUAUUUUUUUGUUUGUUUGUUUCUUGAUUCAUGAGCAGUUCUGUCAAAUAUAUUUGGGGUCAAAUUAGUUUUAUUUUGGAAAGUCAGGAAAAUGUAUCAGUGCAUGUUGCUGUGGCUGAAUGAAGGGAACAAUAUAUUGUUUUUUGAAUAUCACUGUUGUUUAUUAUUUGGUGUCUUUUAGAGGACAGAAAAUAUUACUGCUCAAUAUAGAAAUAAUUGAUAUGGAAAAUAUGGAAAAACGUGACAUUCUGAAAAAGGCCACUCCUUAAAUAAAGUUGCAAUAUAAAUGAACAGAAACACUCCCCUCAACCUGAAAAGUCCAUCAAAUUACUGUCUGUGAUUCAUCCUACAUGCACUGAUGCUCAUACUGAAUCUGGCAUCUCAUUUGUUAUCUAUUUGAUUUUCCCAACAAGUAUUUAUUAAAGACUUUUUUUGUACCUA